Daldinia childiae is the source of this 810-nucleotide messenger RNA. Its product is annotated as putative atp synthase f0 protein. NCBI's taxonomy places the organism in Eukaryota, Fungi, Ascomycota, Sordariomycetes, Xylariales, Hypoxylaceae. The record is from RefSeq and is a predicted model, not a curated record. The transcript is spliced from 4 exons. Bases 1 to 810 code for a protein of 269 amino acids.
AUGGAGCGGAUUCAUCAUAACAAGAUAUUGACGACCAUCACCUGGCUGCUGUCGAUCGUCGUCUCGGUCUACUAUACCAUCCAUUCGCCCCACGAGGGGGCCUGGCCUCGCCGGAAAAUAUGGCACCAGAACGAUGCGUAUCACACGGCGUUCCGGAUGAACCAUGUCAUCGCUAGCAUCUACUGGAUUGUACUGUUUAUUCUCCAGGCUGGCUACAUCGCCCACCUCUUCUCCGGCACCGUCGAGCGUGUAAACGAAGCAUGCUCGGUGGGAAGCCACUUCAUCGUGAACAACCUGUUUCACUUCGCCUUCGUGAUGCUCUUCGUGCACUCGCUGUUCGGCUGGGCCGAGUUGUUCAUCAUUCUCAACUUCAUCAAUCUAACUUCGCUGUACUUCCGCCACCCCGGGUACGCUCGCUUCAUCCACUACCCCGUAGUCUCGGGGCCGUUGGCGUGGACGUUCGUUGCGAUCUACUGGAACGGCGCUAUCAUGGUUCCUCACCCGGACUCGCUUGUUGCACGUAUUUUCGGUAACGUCUUUAUCUGGUCGAUCCUGGUGUACGGACUGUUUUACAUUGUUAUCUACAAGGAUUACACCAUGGGCUUUAACCUAAGCGUCCUAUCAGCGGCGAUUGGCGUCUCUCAGUUCCUGCGACAGGUUAUUGCGUUCCAGUGGAUAUUCGCCUUUAUCAUUAUGGCAAUUCUCUUUGUAGCGACUAUUGUAGUGGCUGUGCCUGCCGGGAGAAAUGCUAAAUUCGCGUCGGCGCGCAAUGGUGAUACCGAGCGAGCUCCGCUCCUUGGUGAGAAUUAA